AGGAGGGAUAUUAAAAUGACAAAUGAGUGCUAAUUUUGUUUUUAUCACGUAUGUCAUAGAAUAAUUAUAUGGUUAUAAUCAAUUAUUUAAAGUGUGGUUGUUGAGAUUUUUUUUGUGAACACUGAGAUUGUGCUUAAAGAAACGUAACUCUUAUGUGUUAAAAACAAGUCCACCUGUACCUAAUGACCAGAAACUUUAACGGGGGAAAAAUGGACGUUUUUCAGAGAUGACAUCCUCCCCUGGUGCAAGUCCGCAAACCCCCAAGGAGAGAGAGGACUGAAGGACACAGGGCUAUCUUAGGCUGAAGCCACCAGGUGGUCCGCCAAGAGCAUGACGUCUAAAAUUGAUAAUCCCCCACCGUAUGAGGAAGCUCUGCACCAUCCCAAGUAUGGAAACUAUCCCCACCAGCCACAACAUGGCUCCCCUCUUCCGCCACCUCCAUCUUACACCCCGAGUCCUGGCAUGUGCCCCGGCCCACCUGGCUACUGGGGCCAGGAGGGUGUCUACCCGCGUGCUGGGAUGUGGGCAGCCCCUGGCUUCUCUCCGACAGGGCUGCCGACCACAAUACCAACUCUGUCUGCCGGAGUGCCUGCAAACAACCCAGGAGAGAUGGAGGAUUUUCUAAGCACCCAGUGGGAGAGCACAUCCAUCCGGCAUGCCUUCAUUAGAAAGGUUUACUUAAUUUUAGCCAUGCAGCUUGCCGUCACCUUUUCAGUUGUUGCCGUCUUUACAUUUGUUGACCCAGUGAGGCUGUUUGUCAUCAGAUACCCUGGCAUCUACUGGGCAUCUUUCGCGGUUUAUUUUGUGGUUUACUGCAUUCUCGUCUGCUGCAAAGAGCCGAGGAGGCGCUUCCCAUGGAAUCUCGUGCUGCUGGGAGUAUUUACUCUCGCCUUGUCUUACAUGUGUGGAACAAUUUCGAGCUAUUAUGAAACAAAAGCAAUCUUCAUCGCCAUGGGAAUAACUGGGGUAGUGUGUGUAGCUGUCACAGUCUUCUGCUUCCAAACCAAGGUGGACUUCACCUCCUGCGGGGGAUUUCUCUGUAUUGCUGCUGUUUUACUCAUGAUCGUUGGGAUUGUAACGGCCAUCGUGCUCUCCUUCCAAUAUGUCCCCUGGCUGCAUAUGCUCUACGCUGCAAUUGGAGCCAUCGUUUACACUCUGUUUUUAGUAUACAACACCCAGCUUCUUAUUGGCAAUCGGGAGUUGGCCAUCAGCCCGGAGGAGUACGUCUACGGAGCACUCUCCCUCUACAUAGACAUUGUUCACAUCUUCCUCUUCAUCCUUCAAAUCAGUGGAGCUGCUAAUGAAUAAGCCCCCUGGUUAACACACAGCUACGAGUUUGUACUUUCAUGUUGUUGUUUUUUUUUUUGUUACAUGAAAGAUAAUGCUACAUGCACACGUGUGUCAAUUCCAACAUUGCUAGCUGGUGGUGGAACAACUCGAUGGUUCAUUUAACCAUAUAUAAGUUUAUUUUUUACAUCAGUAACACUUGAGCACUUUGAUUUAUUCUUGCACUAGAUUGAGGCAGGGCAGUGAAUAAAGUUAGAACAACUGUGAAUGAUGACAGAAACUAAAGCGUUGCCCUUUGUAAAGUUAUGUAAUAUUUUGUUUUUUUGUUUCAGCAAGUAAUAUUUUAGUAACUCAUGCGUGCUUUAUGUAUCCAUUAGAGGGUUAGAACGCUGUGAAUGAUUACUUCUAUCAAAUGUUAUCAGUAACAGACACACAAUUCAUUCAAACAUGGAGACCAAGUAUACUGUUUUGGAUUUUUUUUUUUUUUUUUAAUUAUUUGUCUUUAGUCCCCUAAUGACAUACAAAACACCUGGAGUUACAGUUAUAGACAGCAACCAUUAGUCCUUAGUCAGUGCUGGUAUAAGGAGCGACUCAGAACUGUAUUAAGGUAGUUUUAUAACAUCUCCAUAGAAAAGAACUUAGACAAACACUGACUUGUCAAUUAAAUGAUGGAUUAAGUCUCUGCAGUUUUACAGCAACUUCCUCACACCGCUGGCCAACUCCUCUUUCUCUUUCAUGUGUUUCUUAUUUGUUGCUGUAAGACAACUACGUACACCAAUCAAUAAAGUACACCCUACUACCUUGCA
Messenger RNA from Acanthopagrus latus (yellowfin seabream), 2093 nucleotides. Its product is annotated as protein lifeguard 3-like. Gene Ontology annotation, biological process: negative regulation of apoptotic signaling pathway. The transcript is spliced from 13 exons. Lineage: Eukaryota; Metazoa; Chordata; Actinopteri; Spariformes; Sparidae. Bases 331 to 1308 code for a protein of 325 amino acids. Gene Ontology annotation, cellular component: membrane; Golgi apparatus; endoplasmic reticulum. The record is from RefSeq and is a predicted model, not a curated record.